Molecule: messenger RNA, 4281 nt
Organism: Manacus vitellinus (golden-collared manakin)
Lineage: Eukaryota; Metazoa; Chordata; Aves; Passeriformes; Pipridae
Gene: MDFIC
Product: MyoD family inhibitor domain containing
Exons: 5
Coding region: 176-922 (248 amino acids)
Source: RefSeq, a predicted model, not a curated record
CUCCCACUGCUCUCUGCUAUGUUUCCAGUUUCAGAGGGAAAAACACAAGCUUGUAUGUCGAGAGUGAGUCAUAACCUCUCUUCUGCUACUGACUCACUUGGGAGUUUGAGGGUCGCGUGUUAGUUUUGUUGGAGAGGGGUGCAGGCUCUCUGUUAUUCGACGCGAGAGCUGGCAGAUGUCCCAAGUGAGAGAACCUCUUCCUCCGGGGCCUGGAGGGCCAACGCAAGCUCCAACUGAAAACAGCUCUUUGAUCUCUCUCCCUCGAGAAAAAACUGACCAAGAGAAUACUGUGGCAGGAGAUAAAGAUAUAAACCAGCCUUCCAGUAACCAAAGUAUACAAGCAGAGAUACAAGAGCAGUCCAUCUGGGGAAAUCGCACUGAUGGUGACCUCAUCACAACACAACCUCAACGUUUGCCUCAGCCGAAUACUUCAGCACUGGAAAGGGGUGAGGAAGAAAGUGGCAAAAUCCAAAAUGGCCACGUGGGUCUGGGUAAUGGAAGUGGACUUCACAACGGGGUCAAGCACAUACCUGCAGACAACAGAACACUUUCAGCUCCCGUUUCAGAAAAAAUGCACAGAAAAAUUCAGUCCACCUUGUCUGUCAACAGCAACAGCAGCCAAAAGAGUAAAAUAAGUUCUGUGUUUUCUCAAAAGCCAGGUACUUCACCAGAAGAUUGCUGUGUUCACUGUAUCCUGGCUUGCUUGUUCUGUGAAUUUUUCACCCUCUGUAACAUUGUUCUGGGACAAGCAUCCUGUGGCAUCUGCACAUCAGAAGCCUGCUGCUGUUGCUGUGGGGACGAGAUGGGAGAUGACUGUAACUGCCCGUGUGAUAUGGACUGUGGCAUAAUGGACGCAUGUUGUGAAUCUUCAGACUGCUUGGAGAUCUGCAUGGAAUGCUGUGGAAUCUGCUUCCCAUCAUGAAAUAUUUAUCCCUUUUUAUUUUAUUCUCUGUAAAACUGGAGAGCUUUUCUUUAAAAGCAUUUAAAGAAAGACAAGGUAAGAUUUUCACACAACCAACUGGUAUUGCACUGCUAAUUCCCUUUAUAUAAAUGUUUUUUUAAAAAGCAAUCCUCAAAUCUGUAUUCUAACGCAGGUUGUAUAGUUUUGUAUGUGAAACUAAAGCUACAUUCCAGCUUCCUUUUGUCUUUGCAAAUGGAAGACUUUGUUGAAACCAAUUUAUAGGCCUGAUACCACAGGCUGUAUGAAGGCAAAAUUACCAUUUGAAUUGAGUGAUAGGUUUUGGUCAGAGAACAGACUUCAGAGCAAAGCCUUAAGUAUUUGCCUUUACCUACUUUAGUGUUUAAACACUCGAAUGCCUCCAUGCAUAACGUACCUUUACAGACUUUCUGAAAAUCAAAACAUCUUUAUUUCUAUCUCUUUGGGUUGAAAGCAACUUUGCUCUAUUAUUUUAAGCUUAAUUCAAAAGCCAACAUCAGAAAUCUAUUGUUGGUUUUGCUACAAUGGUCAAGUUAGCAAUAUUUCUUUUGUUUUUAAUAUCUCAUUGGUUUGAGAGAGAGAUUCCUGGUAUUUUGCAUUGUCAAUAUUGAUACUAUCAAAAAAACUGUAGUCAAGUGUAAGUUUUGUGAUGGACUAGAAGAGUACCAGGAUUUCUUUGUUAUCAAUCAAGACAGAAUAGAGAACUUAUUUUUUACUUCAGUACUAUUAUUACUUGAAAUGCUUCUUUUUAGAAAGAGACUUUUGAAAUCUGUCUAGACAUGACAUAUAUCUUUAGAGUAACAAACUAAUAGACUAACAAAUCUUCAAAAUUUGGUUGUAAGGGGGAAAUUAUUAGAAGUUAACUCAAGAAUCUCAACCUGUGCAUUAAGUGGCCCAGUCAGUGUUUGUGACCUUAGAGCCAGUGUCACAAAAGUUAGUAUUUAUUUCUUCACUGUGUGAGAAAGAUCCACAGAGGGUAGCAGAAUUUAAACCAAAUAUAAAGACCAAAUUAAAACUCACUUGAGUAAGGAAUUCUGUCAUUGAAUGCAAAAAGCAAGUGAAAAAAUGUUUAUUCUCAAAUACAUUUUAAGUGUUAUUUUAAAAUAACUGUAUAAAAAAGGACAUUUUAAAAAUGUGUGAUAGCCUUUGAAAACAAAAGGACUGGGAUUUAAAAUGUUUGAAAAAUAGUUAGGAUCUGUUGGACAACCUUUUCCCUAUUAUACCAUCAGGGUUUUCCAAGAAAUACCUCUCUUUGUAAUUGUAAUUGUGAAAUGAAUUUUUUUCAGCACAUAAAAAGGUUUAUCACAUUCCCAGAUUUAGGUAAUCAAGACACCCAUUUUCUUUACCACCUGCUAGUUUCUUCCCUCCAUGUCUGUAGCUCGUAAAGUUUUCUGUGUAAACCACCUACACAUCUUGAUCUCACGUACUUAAACUUUCCUAUCCACACUUCAGAAUUCCCAUUUGUAGGUUGCUAGAUCUCAUAAAUUUAGGCCUUGUUACAAGAAUCAUCAAUAGCCAAUAGCAUAUAUGUGUUGAGUGAAUUGACCAUAAAUGUCUCUUUAUUCUAUAGUGAAUUCAGUUUAUGCAAAUGUGACAAGCUAAAGAUCACAGGAGUGUGAAGCUAAAUCAACAAAUUGUCUGAUAUUAACCAAAGCUUCUUCUUGUGAACACUGGCUAGUAGUGCCUACUACUGCAAGUUAUCACUGAAGGUAACAUAACCAAACCCUCAACUAUACUGGGGAGCUGGGAAUUGUUACAUUUUGCCUUAACAUAUGCAAUAUUGUGGUGUAUUCUGAUGCAAUGUGGAUUCACCUGCAGAGGGUGUCCUACUCUGUUUUUUAUGGUUACUACAAGGAUUAUUUCUUAUUAUGGGUUUUUUUCCCAUAUAUUGGGCCAGAUUCUGAUCUGCUUGGCAUCAACUACGCGCAUUUCCAUUCAUGUCAGAAUUUUCCAUUGGUUUAGCUCCAGUUAGAGAGCAAAAAAAUAUUAUGGUAAUAGGCAGGCUAAUAAGGAAUCACAUAGUUAAACUGAUAAAUUCCCAGUGCUCAGAAUCUGACCUAUGGGGCUCAAUUAUUACUCCUAAAAGUCUGAACCACAUUGGGAGGGGGGAAGAGGUGCCUUGGCUGAGUGGCAUUGCCUGGAGCCGUUUUACCUUUGUAAGACAUAAUGCCUCUGGGGAAAUUGGGGGCAUCACAGUAAGCACUGGGACUCAAUGCACCUUGGGAAAAGUCGAGACAGUGCUUUGUCCAUUGUAGGUCUAUAGUUGACACCGUCAUGGUGGGACAUGUUCUCUGGGGCUAACCACCACCAUGAACUGUCUUUCCUCAUGUCCUUCUGGUCACAGAGAGGUGAAUUAUGGCUGUUUCUUGUCUGAAUGUGCCUUUGGGGACAGAGAACUGGUCUUCCAGUCUCUUGUCCUACCCCAAUAUCCAUGCCAGCUGGAGCAGUUCCAGUUUUGUGCUUGGAAAACUGCACAUUUGUAUAUGAUGCUUUAAAAAUACUAAAUCUUACUAAACGUUACUUUUACCACAGGAUGAUAUGGUUUAAAAAAAAAAAAAGAGAGAAAAUACCAAUCUAGGGAGUCCUUUUCCUGUGUAAAAGUUAUCUGUACAGUUUGGCCUGUACAAACCCUUGUUUCUACUUAUAGGAACUCAUAAGGGUUUUUGAUCUGUCGGAAUUAUGAAAACCUGGGAAAUGUAUUUUUUUUUAAGCAUUCACUUCAAUUACUGUUAAAAUACAAAUAAUAAUUACAAAAACUUGGUUCGUGCAUAAAUGCAUAUGUGUUCAUACUCUGUCACUCGCAUGGAUGCACAUAUGCAGACAUGUCUUUUCCCACUUCAUUUGUGAAAUACUAGGAAGUGAAAAUAGUGUUAUUAAACCUCAUAGUGAUUAGAAGUAUCAAAGUAUUACAGACAGUUGAAAAAAAUAAAAAAUUGUGUGUUUUGUUUGACAUUUAAAUGCAAUCUGCUACUGUUUGUCAUAGAGAUAUUAGCACUUUUGGAAAAUGUAUCUUUGUAGCAGAGAAUAUUAGCAUGUAGUUUAAGGAAUUCCUUUCUAUAUUUAUAUUCUUAAAUUCUGUUUUGUAGUUUUCACUCUAUAAACAAUCUUGUAAGCACCUUGUGUAAUUAAAACAAGCAGAAUUAGGAGUCAAAUGUGAAAAUAGAGUUUAAAUAAAAUUAAAAUAUCAGAACUUAAUUGUCUAUUUUAUAAUAGUUUUUGUAACUUGUACAGUGUUUCAGUAUAUAGUUCUGCAAACUGGCCCAUUUGAAAAACUUGCUGUUUGUAUUUUAUAUCAACUGGAUGUGCUACUUACAAACACUAUUUUGAAAUAAAGAUCUUUAUUU